AUGGUUUAUUUACCGUCGGAAAUCCUACGGGAAAUAUGCUUCCAUCUGAGGGACAACGGCCAUGGCACACGCACAAAUUUGGCAUCUUUCAGCCAAGUCAGCCGUGCCUGCCACGAGGCAGCGACUCCCUUUAUUUAUGAAUCGCUUCUUCUCAAGUUCUGGGAUAAGAAGAGCCUGCAGGUAGCCGUUUCCGAGCUGACCGAAACUGCUCAAGGCUCCAAGUUUCUCAAGUACGCCAGAAGAUUAUACAUCACAUGUUUUGAAUCUCCUAGAGACAUGAAAUCCCGCGCGACAAAUUUGAUGGCCAACAAGCACUCGGCUGCAAGAGACAGUUUUUUAGAGCCUUAUCUGAGCAACUGGACUCCUUGCUGGUCUAUUGAUACCUUGGAAACCCCUACCCCCGGCACACUAUAUGGCACAGGAAAAUGGAAAUCAGUCGAAUCUCUUAUUGCUAAAUUUCACCACUUGACGCAACUUGACUUUCUCGCAAACAAUCAGUUCUCAAGUAGCUUGAGCGACGCUCUGUUUCGAUAUCAUCCAUAUUGCAAGCUCAAUAUAAUACAAAGCCAGAUUUUAGCUCGAAGCGUGGUCCCUGAAGUCGACAGACGGCUUUUUUUUGAAGCCUGGGAUUUGAAUGUCCAUGGUGAACAUGAUGUCCAUGGUGAAAAUGUUGGAAAUGAUGAACAUGGUCAAUUGUCUGAAGACGACUCAUCCGAGGGGGAACUAGCUGAGAGGAAACUCGAGCCAGAUGAAUUCAAAGAGGAAUUCUUUGAUUUAAAUCUCCUUCAUCGGCCAGGUCUACAUACGCUAACGGUGGAUAUUUACCACCAAUACACUCCACAACCCGUCCGUGAGCAGAUAUACGACAUACUUCCAUUUCUUGCUGCUGCUCCAGGCCUAAAGCACCUUAUAUUUGAAGAGACUUUGUCCUUCGACCACAGUUUCAGAGUUGAAACACUGAAGGAGCAGUGGAAAAAUUUGGCCAGUGCCCUUCCACCCACGCGAGAUUCGGCACUUGAAUCAGUUUCAUUUGGACCUAUUUUCAAACUGGCAGCAGUGGCUGACCUUUCCGGGCUUCGUUCACUCCUCAUCGAUAGCUACCAAGACCCGGCCGAACUGGCACAGCUUGGAGGGACCCUCACCAGUCUUGAGCGCCUCUUCAUCGAUCUGGACCCAGCUUUCAGUGGCGGAUUGAACCAUAAUUCGGAUAACUAUGGCGCUGUCGCCGCCAUAACAGCCUUCCGACCAUUGAAAUACCUUUGUCUUCGUUCAGUUCGCGAUGUGAGAAGCAUCAAGAAAAUUGCUGAGCAUCACGGUCCAUCAUUGAAGGGAAUUAUCAUAGAAAUAUCUUUACGGGAGCGGCCCAGACGCAGAUUGCAUCUUCCGAGAGACUCGGGCUUCAAAUAUCCCAAAUUUGCCGCUGAUGAUAUCCGUCAAUUGGCACAGCUCUGUCCUAACAUCGAAGAGCUACGCAUCCCAAUCAAAAGGUCAUCAGGCAGCCAAGAUGAAUGUGAGAUCUACAAAGCUCUUGGAGGUUUUCGAAACCUUCGUGACCUCGUUAUUGAUCUUCAUUAUGACUCUCGCCUGGAGAUACCAAGUAUUGCCUCGGAGACGGAUGAGCCGGUGCUUCGUCAAACUUUGAUAAAUGCGGCUACGGAUGAGAAUCUUGCGUUCGGGAUCUGGAAAUUGAUCACCACCAAUCAAGACUCCAACCGUUUAACCCAGUUUCGAGUUGCACCAUUCGGACAUGAUUUUCACUCUCUGGAAUUGUACUUAGUUGACUGCCUUUCGCGGUCAUACCUGGUCACACGAAGUAAUCAUGACUUGGAGAGCCCAAUAAUAACAAGGAUUUGGGACAGGCCGUGGGAUAGAAGGCGGGACUUUCGUCUCACUGAGAGGCUUGCGAAGCUUCUUAAGGAUAUUUGGCCAUUGAUACUCAAAGAAAGUGAUUGGGAAUCGAGUUGGACCAGCCUUCCUUUACAAGCUGUUACAUAUCAAACUUGA
Messenger RNA from Penicillium verhagenii, 2004 nucleotides. RefSeq lists its product as uncharacterized. Lineage: Eukaryota; Fungi; Ascomycota; Eurotiomycetes; Eurotiales; Aspergillaceae. The record is from RefSeq and is a predicted model, not a curated record. The transcript has 2 exons. Bases 1 to 2004 code for a protein of 667 amino acids.